Molecule: messenger RNA, 255 nt
Organism: Bursaphelenchus okinawaensis
Lineage: Eukaryota; Metazoa; Nematoda; Chromadorea; Rhabditida; Aphelenchoididae
Source: the annotation of a GenBank genome assembly
AUGCCUUUGGCUCGUGAUUUACUGCACCCUGACCCGGAAAAGGAACGCCAGAAGCACAAGCUGAAGCGAUUGGUUCAGCACCCCAACUCUUUCUUCAUGGAUGUCAAGUGCCCCGGAUGCUACAAGAUCACCACCGUCUUCUCACAUGCUCAAACCGUUGUUGUCUGCGUGGGAUGUUCGACAGUUCUCUGCCAACCGACCGGUGGAAAGGCCCGACUCAUCGAAGGAUGUGCUUUCCGUAAAAAGGUUCCAUAA